This is a messenger RNA of Cheilinus undulatus (humphead wrasse), 1663 nucleotides long. RefSeq names its product E3 ubiquitin-protein ligase TRIM39-like. Lineage: Eukaryota; Metazoa; Chordata; Actinopteri; Labriformes; Labridae. Gene Ontology annotation, molecular function: zinc ion binding; protein binding. The transcript has 2 exons. The record is from RefSeq and is a predicted model, not a curated record. Bases 29 to 1663 code for a protein of 544 amino acids.
UGUCCCUCUCUCUCUGGCAGCCGUUGAUAUGGCUGCAGCCAACUGCCGUCUCUGUGAAGAUCAGUUCCUGUGCCCCAUCUGUCUGGACGUGUUCACCGAUCCUGUCAGCACACCGUGUGGACACAGCUACUGCAAAAACUGCAUCACCCAACUCUGGGAUGGGAGCCUUAUAUGGAAGUGUCCGGUGUGUUUAAACGUUUUCACCACAAAACCAGACCUGCGUGUCAACGUUUUCAUCUCAGAGAUGGUCGGUCAGUUCAGGGAUAAAGCUCAGCAGGAAGCCAGCAGCAGCUCGGAGCAACGAGAGUCCAAACCAGGAGAAGUUCUCUGUGACCUCUGCACUGGAACCAAACUAACAGCCCUCAAGUCCUGCUUAAAUUGUAUGACCUCCUACUGUGGGACUCACCUGGAGCCUCACCUGACAACCUCACGCCUGAAAAGGCACCAGCUGAUCGACCCUGUGGAGAACCUGGAGGACAGGAUAUGUACAACGCAUGAUAAACCUCUGGAGCUGUUCUGUAAGACCGAUCAGACCUGCAUCUGCAUGCUCUGCUCCAUUUUAGACCACAAGACCCACGAUUUUGUUCCCCUGAUGGAAGAAUAUGAAGAAAAGAGAGCAGAGCUGGAGGAGAAAGAGGCUGAAAUUGAACACAUGAUCCACAAAAGACGACUGAAGAUUGAGGAGGUCAGACACUCGGUCGACCUCAGUAAGGAGGCCGCAGACAAAGAUAUUGCAGAAGGUGUGCGAUUCUUCACCGCCCUGAUGGCGUCUGCUGAGAAAAACCUGAACAAGCUCACUGAGACGGUUGAAGAAAAACUGAAAAAAAAACAGGAAAAGGCUGAUGAUGUCAUCAAAGAGCUGGAGCAGGAAAUCGCUGAACUUCAGCAGCAUUACACUGAUGUGGAGCAGCUCUCCUCCUCUGAAGACCACCUUCAUCUAAUCCAGAACUUCCCCACCCUGAAACCUGCUCCACCCACCAAAGACUGGACUGGGGUGAGAAUCCAUCCACCAUCUCAUGAGUUAACGCUUUUGGGAGCUUUACAUCAGCUGGAUAAAACUCUCAGUGAAGAAAUGAAGACGUUGUUACAAGCAGAGCUGAAGAGAGUCCAGCAGUAUCCUGUAGAUGUCACUCUUGAUCCUGAUACAGCACAUCUGCAGCUCUUCCUGUCUGAUGACGGGAAACAAGUUCAUCAUGUUGAUGAAAAGGAGAAUCUUCCAGACACCCCAGAGAGAUUCUCUAAUUGUGUUGCUGUUUUAGGAAAGCAGGGUUUCUCCUCGGGCAGAUUUUACUAUGAGGUUCAGGUAGAAGGGAAGACUAAGUGGACCUUAGGAGUGGCUAAGGAGUCCAUCAACAGGAAAGAAAACAUCCCACUGAGUCCUGAGGAUGGUUAUUGGACCAUAUGUCUGAGAAAUACGUACAAAGCUCUCGCUGGACCUGAGGUCCGUCUCCGUCCAAAAGCCAAACCUAAGAAGGUGGGGGUGUUUGUAGAUUAUGAGGAGGGUCUGGUUUCAUUUUAUAACACAAAAAAUGAAACACUGAUCUGCUCCUAUAAAAAGUGCUUCUUCACUGAGAAACUCUUCCCAUACUUCAGUCCUUGUCCCAACGAUGGCGGCAUGAACUCUGCACCGCUGAUCAUCACUCCUCUCACUCACACAGAGUAG